This is a messenger RNA of Colletotrichum lupini, 435 nucleotides long. RefSeq lists its product as uncharacterized. Lineage: Eukaryota; Fungi; Ascomycota; Sordariomycetes; Glomerellales; Glomerellaceae. The coding region runs from base 1 to 435 and encodes 144 amino acids. The record is from RefSeq and is a predicted model, not a curated record. The transcript is spliced from 4 exons.
AUGCGGCCACUGACCUACCAACUGUCGCUAUCGACCAAGCUCUGCUUGAAAUACCAUAGAACUCAACAUGUGAUGAUUGGUGAAAAGCCUCGCCCUCGGAGAACAGAGACUCGCAGGCUGCAGCAGUCUAGGAAGAUGAACGGUUCUGAUUUCACCUCAGGGCUCCUAUGCCAUGGACCUAUGACAUUCUUUCUUAAUGUCAUGUCCUCAAACUAUAGAGAUAAAGUCAUAUUCCAGCUUGGAAUUAUCUCUCAACUCAAAGGAAAAGCUUCUGCUUGCCACGCCUCAAAUUCAUCACCCGAAAUCCCGAGCUGGUCUUGCUACGGCUAUUUCUCUCUCCAUACGUGGCCAAGGCAACGUGAUCACAUCAUCUACACAUCUCACUUUAACGAAGCGCGCGGCUUCAAGAAGACUGAUAUCAAACUCCUGGAAUAA